AUGGGGGCCGGCCAGCGGUUGAGGUCCUGGGCUGCUGCUCAGCGGUCCUUUCCCCGCUCGUUCUGGUCGGGCCAGCCUUGCCACUCAGUGGCCCCCGCCGUGGCUACCAAGGCCUUGCCCUUCGAGGCCAUUCCCCGCAGCGGUAGCAACGCCUGGGUCAACCUCUACCAGUUCUGGAGGACCAACAGCUUCCAGAACUUCCACCGCGUCAUGCAGAGGAACUUCCAGAACCUGGGGCCCAUUUACAGGGAGACGGUGGGCACCUACGACACGGUCAACGUCUUCCUUCCCCGAGAUGCCGCCCAGCUCUUCCAGUCGGAGGGGAUCUUCCCGCGCCGCAUGGGCAUUGAUUCCUGGGCCGCUCACCGCGCCAUGAGGAACCACCAGCGGGGCAUCUUCCUCUUGAAUGGGGAGAAGUGGCGCUCAGACCGGCUGGUCCUCAACAAGGAGGUGAUCAGCCCGCUGGGAACCCGCAAGUUCCUGCCCUUCCUCAACACUGUGGCCCAGGACUUUGUGGACUUCAUGCACCGGCAGGUCCGGAAGAACGCCCGGCGCUCGCUGACUGUCGACCUCUACCACGACCUCUUCCGCUUUGCCCUGGAAGCCAGCAGCUACGCCUUGUACGGGGAGCGUCUUGGACUCUUGGAGGAGAACCCCAACCCGGAGUCGCAGAAGUUCAUUGUGGCGGUGGAGACCAUGCUACAGACCACACUGCCCCUGCUCUUCCUCCCGCCGGGGGUCGUGCGCUGGGUCAACCCCAAGCUCUGGCAGGACCACAUGGAUGCCUGGGACGCCAUCUUUACCCACGCGGACAAGUGCAUCCAGAACAUCUACCAGGAGUUCUGCCUGGGCCAGCCUCGCAAGUAUUCAGGGAUCAUGGCCGAACUUCUGCUGCAGGAGGAAAUGUCCCUCGACUCCAUCAAGGCCAACAUGACCGAGUUCACCGCUGGUGGUGUUGACACGACAGCCGUCCCGCUGCUCUUCUCACUCUUUGAGCUGGCCCGCAACCCCCAGGUCCAAGCGUCCAUCCGAGAGGAGAUCCAGGCGGCCGAGAAGCAGGGCUUUGGGGAGAUCUCCAAGGUCCUCAACAGCCUGCCUCUGCUCAAAGGGGCCAUCAAGGAGACUCUCCGGCUGUACCCAGUGGGCAUCACCGUCCAGCGCCAUCUGACCCAAGACAUGGUGCUCCAGAAUUAUUGUGUACCUGCCGGGACCUUGUGCCAGGUGGGACUGUAUGUCCUGGGCCGGAGUCCUGAGGUCUUCAGCCACCCAGAACGCUACGACCCGACCCGCUGGCUGGGUAAGGAGGACAAUCACUUCAAGGCCCUCUCCUUCGGCUUCGGGUCACGCCAGUGCAUUGGCCGGCGGUUGGCCGAAUCGGAGAUGAUGCUCUUCCUGAUGCACGUCCUGCGCAACUUCAAGAUCGACACGGUCUCCAAGGCGGAUCUGAACACGGUCUACAGGUUCAUCCUGAUGCCGGAGAAGCCCCCUUUGCUCACCUUCCGGCCCAUUGACUAAGCAGAGCGGAGGGAGUGGGCCACCAAAGGGGCACGACUCUCACGGAUAUUAUGCACCUCUACUGCUCCAUUUGACUCUGCCCAGGCAAAAGAGUGCCUUCUCGAGAAUCCUUGGGCUGGAAAGGUCCUCCAAUGGCCAUCUAGUCCACCCCCCU
Messenger RNA from Anolis sagrei ordinatus, 1669 nucleotides. Its product is annotated as cytochrome P450 11B, mitochondrial-like. Gene Ontology annotation, cellular component: mitochondrial inner membrane. Gene Ontology annotation, biological process: glucocorticoid biosynthetic process; cortisol metabolic process; aldosterone biosynthetic process. NCBI's taxonomy places the organism in Eukaryota, Metazoa, Chordata, Lepidosauria, Squamata, Anolidae. Gene Ontology annotation, molecular function: corticosterone 18-monooxygenase activity; steroid 11-beta-monooxygenase activity; iron ion binding. The record is from RefSeq and is a predicted model, not a curated record.